Centropristis striata (black sea bass) is the source of this 2550-nucleotide messenger RNA. Its product is annotated as transmembrane protein 164. The transcript has 6 exons. The record is from RefSeq and is a predicted model, not a curated record. Bases 353 to 1294 code for a protein of 313 amino acids. NCBI's taxonomy places the organism in Eukaryota, Metazoa, Chordata, Actinopteri, Perciformes, Serranidae.
AGCUCAGCAAGGCAGGCUUGUUGCUAAGCUAGCUACCUAUCCGGUGUUGCUAACGGACGCUAAGUCAACCUCCAGCAAACUGCGGUGUGGCUUGGUCUGACUAAGAGCACGUCGGCAGCAUGAUUGCUUCAUAUGAUGCUGAUUUGAUUGAUCACGUUAGUUAGAGAUCAUAUGAGGGACGGUAGAGAGGACAGAGCACCAGCAGCAGCGGCUCCGGGUUCUCCUGCUGCUAGCCCAAGUUCCUCCUCUGCCUGUGGAUGAGGUUUAGCUAGCUUUAACACACACCGAGGCGGUGGAUACAUGUCUACCUCUCAACCACGACAAGAACUACGAAAGGGAAAUCUUGCAGUUCAUGUUUCGCCAAGAAGUCGGUGUGGCGUCUUUUAUUCCAUCUUGUUCGUAUCUUUUCCAACACGAGAAGAGGAAUAUGUCCAGAUAUAACAUAUACAGCCUGUUGGACUGGGUCUACGGAGGGGUGGACCCCAAGUUUGAAGGCAAUGGGGGGCCCGAGUGUGCCGCUUUCCUCGCGCCCCAGCAGCGCAUCAGCGAGAGCCUGGUCAUCGUCCUCAUCUCCCUUGUGGAGAUCUUCGUGGCUCUGAAGAAAAUCAACCUCUCCAAAGAGCUCAAAGUGGUCAGCAAAGACUGCACAAAGGCAAAGGAGGACAGUAUGGGCAAGAACCUGUUGCUGGUCGCCCUUUGCAUGACUUUUGGAGUGGAGGUUGGGUUCAAGUUCGCGACCAAGACUGUGAUCUACCUGCUGAACCCCUGCCAUGUCAUGACCAUGGUCCAGAUCUUCCUGCUGGCCUGCCCGCCAUGUAAAACAGCAAUGGUUGUAUUUAGGCUGCAGGUCCACAUGCUGAACGGUGCAUUAUUGGCUUUAAUGUUCCCUGUAGUCAACACCAGACUGCUACCAUUUGAGAAGGAGAUCUACUACAUCCAGCACUCCAUGCUGUACCUGGUGCCUCUCUACCUGUUCAGAAAAGGAGGUGUGUACAAGCCUGAGCCUCUGGGGGACAUGUGGUGGGCGCUGCUCUCCACCGGCAUUCUGUUCCUCUACCACUUCCUCUUCUUGCAGCUCCUUGGCCUGGUGACUGAGGUCAACCUGAACAACAUGCUGUGCCCGGCCGUGUCCGAUCCCUUUUACGGGCCUUGGUACCGGGUGUGGGCCACGGGCCACCAGACCCUGCUGACCCUCCUUCACGGGAAGGUGCUCACACUCCUCUCGCAACACACAGGCUCCGUGUGCAGAUGCCUGUUGGACACACUCCGACUGCGCAGCAAGAAAGUCGACUGAAUGUCCACGUGGAUGCACACAGACCUAGCCUUUCAUUCUAAAUGCCUGCUCUUAUCAUGGAGAUUUUUUUUAAAUUAAAUCAUCAUUUUAAUGCAUCUUUUAAGACUUCCCAUCUGUUUUUUGUUUUUUCUGAGACAAGUAAGCAUUUCAGGGUCAGUGAAUCAAUGUGUCAUUUAUUUAGUGUUGUAGUUGGCUUGCAUACAAACUCGCAUGCACAAACGAGAGGCAUUUGAGGGCUGUUAGUUUGCAUUGUGGAGCUGGACAAAAUAAGCCUUUUUUUUGGGAGAGGGGGGUACAAUUUCCAGAAAAAUGUAAAUGAAUUUGUGGGAGAUUUCUCAAGCUGCCUUUUUGUAUAUGUAAAGUUUCAAGGACAGGAAACAGAGUCACCUAAAUGUCAGUACUGACCUGCAGUUGUUACACUUUCAGUUCUUUAUGUAGUAGUUAUGCUAGAUCAUUAUGUUAGUGAGUAAAGCUGCCAUUUUAUUUGUCUCAAGUGCGUUUUGAAACAGAUUGUGAAUGUGAGCUGUUGUAACAUUGCUUGUUUAUAGUCUGAGGAUUUUUGUUUGUCAUGUAUGAUCACCUCUAACUGUUGUCAUGACUGAAAACAGAGUUAUUUAUGGCGUCCCUCUGUUCCCACUUUACAACACACAUGUACAGGGUAUAAAAACAUAUUAGUGGCCUCUUUGCGUUUCUGUCUCCAGCCCGUUCAGAUCAUUCCAGUUGUGAUAAUCAGGGGACAUGAGGAUGCUUUAUGUGCUGAGACUCAAAGUGAUGAAUGAGGAUUUAUGGAUCUACACUGGGGUGUUAUUGUUAUUACCUCUGCCAAGGAGGUUAUGUUAUUGUCUGUUAUUUUGUUGUGAUAUUGGAACAUACUCAGUGGGAUAUAAACUUCAGUGCGUUGAAUGAAUGUGCUAUUUGCCAAGAUGGAAAAUAUCUUGACAAAAUAUGUAUCUGAGCUGGAAUCAUGCAUCAUGACACUUGAAUAGAAUUUCUUGCUUGAUUGAAAUGAUUGCAUCCGAAGAUCUGCAUGAAGUCACUUUGGGUUAUUUAUUGACGACCCAUUAGAAAGAAAGUAUUAACCAGUUUUGGCAAUUAGAAUAUUUCAGUCAUGGUUUAUAUAAUUUCAAGUGUUAGGGGUGUAUGUAUUACUGUAGCAUAUACUGUACUUCACUGUAAAGAAGGGAUAAGACAAACUUUUGUAUUUCUAUCAGUUCGAGUGUAUGUGCUGUAUUGACAAUAAAAGUGAUUUCAGUUGA